Messenger RNA from Kazachstania africana CBS 2517, 420 nucleotides. RefSeq names its product Hch1p (gene HCH1). Bases 1 to 420 code for a protein of 139 amino acids. The transcript has a single exon. Gene Ontology annotation, cellular component: cytosol. Gene Ontology annotation, biological process: positive regulation of ATP-dependent activity; protein folding. Gene Ontology annotation, molecular function: ATPase activator activity; protein-folding chaperone binding. NCBI's taxonomy places the organism in Eukaryota, Fungi, Ascomycota, Saccharomycetes, Saccharomycetales, Saccharomycetaceae. The record is from RefSeq and is a predicted model, not a curated record.
AUGGUUGUUUUGAAUCCAAAUAACUGGCAUUGGGUGGACAAGAAUACGUUGCCAUGGACUGUACAAUAUUUUAACGAUAAUUUUCAAAAUUUCAAAUAUCAAGAUUUUAUCAUUUCAAGUGUCAUUAAAGUCGAUGGUGAUUCUAACGUUUCUCAAAGAAAGGGCAAACCAAUUUGUUAUUUCGAUUUGCAAUUAGAAUUCGCCGUUCGUUGUGAAAAGGAAGAUGGUGAUGACGAAGAAGGGAAAAUCGUCGUACCUGAAUUUAUGCAUGAUGAAACUGAUUUUGAAAUCAAGAUUGAUGAAUUUAGUGGUAAAAAAGAUCAAAGAAAUGAUUUUAUAAAUGAAUUCAGAUCGAAAUUGUUACAAUAUCAGAACGAUUUAAUCACCGAACAUUCAAAGGACCUACAACAUGAUAAAUAG